Medicago truncatula (barrel medic) is the source of this 2145-nucleotide messenger RNA. RefSeq names its product protein LTV1 homolog. Gene Ontology annotation, biological process: ribosomal small subunit biogenesis; ribosomal small subunit export from nucleus. Bases 147 to 1691 code for a protein of 514 amino acids. Lineage: Eukaryota; Viridiplantae; Streptophyta; Magnoliopsida; Fabales; Fabaceae. The transcript is spliced from 5 exons. Gene Ontology annotation, cellular component: cytosol; preribosome, small subunit precursor; nucleus. The record is from RefSeq and is a predicted model, not a curated record.
AAUACACGUACUGUCUAAAACCCUAAUUCCCAUCUCCUUCCUUCCUCCUUCUUCUUCUAUCAGCCGCUUCCUCCUUCUUCCAGUCCUUUCUCCGACGCGGCAACAACAACCACCACCACCACCGCAACCUAUCAAACCGCCACAAAAUGGGUGGAAAGAAGAAAUUCAUCGACAAAAAAAACUCCGUCACCUUCCAUCUCAUGGCACGUGACUCAACCGACCCAGUAUACACAGAAUCCGACCGUGUUUUCGUCCGCGUCGACAACAAUCCACUCUCUGCGGACUCCAUCUUCGCCGAUUCACCCGAUGACCCCGACGCCGAAUUCGACACCGAAUACGCCCAAGACAGUGGAAUUUUAUCAGAUGAAGUGAGGAAGGAGAUACUUGAAUUAGGGUUUCCUGACGAUGGUUAUAAUUACUUGACUCAUUUGAGGGAAAUUAAGAAUUCUGGUGGUGGUUCUAAUUUCUUUACUAAUCCUAAGUUUAAGCUUGAGCAUGUUAAUGAUGUUAAGGCUUAUGAUGCUUCGAGAGUGCGAGUUAAAGAGGUGGAUGAAGAGCCUGAAGAAAACAUUUUGUACAAUGUUGCAUCCAGUACUGCCAAUGUCAGGGUUCAGAAAGCUGUUGAUCCUGAGGUGGCUGCAUUGCUAGAUGACAGUGAUGCGUCACGGUUUGGCUCUGAUGUUGAAGAUUUGGAGGAAGACUUUGUUGUCAAAGCUAACCUCUGUGAAGACGUAGAUGAUGAAGAGGAGGUACACGUGCGUAAUGGAAUGAACUUCACUGAGGAGUCUAUGAAUAGGACCUUAAACAAUGCGCACAUAUUGCAAGGUUCUGCUUAUGCCACUGUUGCCGAUGAUUGUGGACCUUCAGAUGGGGGUUCAAAUGGUGCAACAGGUGUGUACUCUGCUGGUGAGAAGCCAAGACCUCGUCGUCUGUUAGACGAACAAUUUGAUUUGCUUGAACGUCAAGAGUAUGGAACUGAUGAUAACAGUGAUUAUGGUGAUGAUUAUUAUGGUGAUUAUGAAGAAAAUUAUCAAGCUGAAGAUGAAUCACUUGCCGAGAAGCUCAAACUCUCUCUUGGAACCCGUAAGGUGGAAGACCUAGAACAUGAACAGAAGGGCCAGUACAAGGUUCCUGCAGAAGGUGAAGAGGAGAAGGAUUCUGCUGCCGAUGUGAUUCGCCGUUGCAAGGAAUAUGGUGAGAAGUAUGAAGUUGAAGUUGAAGACAAAGAUGCUGUAAUUUUUGAAGAAAGUAGCGAUGAAUCAGAAGUUUGGGAUUGUGAGACUAUUGUUUCAACUUACACAAAUUUAGAUAACCACCCUGGAAAGAUUGAAACACCUUGGGCAACUAGGAAAAAGAAAUUGACUGAAACUGUGACUGCAGCCUUUAGUUCCGCAAGUCCAAUAAUUUCCCUAAGUGGAAAAGCAAAACUUCCUGUAGACUUGCCUGGUGGUAGAAAACCUGCUGCUGAUAAGGUUAAAGACGCGACCACUGAAAAAACUGAACAGUACAAGAGAAAACAACAUGGUCUAGAGUCGAAGGAGGAGAAGAAAGAGAGAAAGGCUGCUGUGAAAGAGGAACGCCGUGAAGCACGUCGCACUAAAAAAGAAAUGAAGGAGCUUUAUAAAUGUGAAGCAAGUCGGGCACAAAGAGUUGCAGCUGGAUCUGGUGCUUCAUCCUAUCAUCUUAUGUAAGUUAACAUUCACAAGCACCAGCUAUACUCGUUACUCAUGUGUCUGCCAUAGCACUACAAUGAAGCUUGCAAGGUUCUAUGAUGUUUUCAUACAUCAGUACGAAGUUUUGUCACAUAAUACACAUGACUUUUGUGUGUCUUCUGUCCAUCCUAGAAAGUAGACAAAUGUUUUGAUGUCAUUAUUUAUUGGUUAUAUGUAAGGAUAAACAAAUAACAUUAUUCUGUUUUCUCAGAAUGAAGUUUUGAGUGACCUUUUUUUGUAGAAGUACGGCAAUCAUAUUAAUUAUGCACUAUGAUGCACAUUAUACAGUUGUAUUUUUUAUAUAUUUUUGGGCUCAGUAUUUUGCUAGUUAGUAGUUACAUUUACUGAAUAAAGUUAAUGAUUAUGUUUUAUGCAUAUUGCCCUGUACACCUGUACGAUGAAAUUAUAUUACGAUGGAUUGCAUUUUGAACAA